GUGAGUGCCUUGCGAUGUGCCCACCAGCUCGUGGCAGAACAACAAACAUGACAAUGGAGGCGUCCUUCCGAGCUACACGCGUGCGGCUCAUAUGGAGAUGCCGGUCAACGACCCGGGCGAGGAGUGCGCAAGCUCAUGUUGAUGAUGAGAGCAACCAGCUUGGGGGCGCGACCUGAAUCCGUAUCUGGCCCACCCAUUUACACUCGCCGGUGUCGAUUUGCCACCUCUCUUCUGUUGCCUUCAGCUCACCGCCAUGCGCCUCUCCCAAGCAAACAAGAUCCUCUUGGGCUCCUGCCUCGUCGUCGUGCCCCUCAGCUUUUACGGCGGCCUCGCCAUCAAGGAGCACUACCUUGCUGGCGAGCUGGACAAGGUCCCCGAGAGCAAGGACCUGGUCUCGGAGCGCGCGGUCAAGGCCCGCAUCGUGCAGUGCGUUGGGGGAGGGAUGAGCGUUGACCGCAGGCUGGAGCAGGAGCGCAAGGAGCUCAUGGUCGAAGGCCGCGAUCUUGACAAGAAGAUCGCCGAGAUCAAGGCGCGGCUGGCGGCCAAGUCAUGUAGGUUGAGAGGGAGAGCGACGCUGAAAUGACAGAGCCGCGUCGAGUCUCUGCUGAAGGCCGCAUCUGCAUUUGGGUCCGGCGUUUAGAGCAUGCGCACAGUUGACGCGAAGAUGCGCCAUGGCCCACAGUGCAGGCUCAUGGGAAGCGAGGAGCGACCUCGGCUGCUCGUUUAAGGCAUCCUACAUCACGCUCACGAUGCCCCCUCUACCACUGCACACUGUUGUACAUCACAUACACAUGCAUAUGGACCUCACAUCUGCCGUUAGCAA
Molecule: messenger RNA, 823 nt
Organism: Cutaneotrichosporon oleaginosum
Lineage: Eukaryota; Fungi; Basidiomycota; Tremellomycetes; Trichosporonales; Trichosporonaceae
Source: RefSeq, a predicted model, not a curated record